Cygnus atratus (black swan) is the source of this 1273-nucleotide messenger RNA. RefSeq names its product neuropeptide-like protein C4orf48 homolog. Lineage: Eukaryota; Metazoa; Chordata; Aves; Anseriformes; Anatidae. The transcript has 4 exons. The record is from RefSeq and is a predicted model, not a curated record. The coding region runs from base 101 to 385 and encodes 94 amino acids.
AGAAAAGCUGCACUUGUUCUGUUAGCAGUUUGCAGCGGCCAUUUCAAAGAGACCAUCACAAAGGCGAGAGAGAGAUCAGAGAGAAGCACCCGUUCCCGAGAUGCUGGCACCCUGCCUUCUGAGAAGAGUGGUCCUUACAGUUCCUUUAGUUUUUGUGGCUGCACUACUUCUCAUGGAGCCUGUUAGAUCUGAUCAAGAAGCAGGAACAGCCAUACCAGCUGAAAGCCGCCCCUGUGUUGAUUGCCAUGCGUUUGAGUUCAUGCAGAGGGCUCUACAGGAUUUAAAGAAGACAGCAUAUAAUUUAGACACACGGACAGAAACUCUGCUUCUUCAGGUGGAAAAGAGAAAUCUGUGUGACUGUGUAACUGCAAAUCUGCUGAACUGAAUCCAGGAGGCCAACUGUAUCACCUGUUCAGCGGUUUUUAAAAUGCAGCUGUAUAAAAUACAGCUUUAUGGAGUUCAUGUUGCAAGCAUGUACACCCCACUGUGCUGAGGAUACUGGGGGGUUGUGUCUUACGUAUUUGUCUGUUCCGUUUUGUUUUUUUUUUUUUUUUAAUAGUCCUCUUUUCAUAUUCACUGGGUUGCCAGUAAGGGCUCAGUUCAGUAAAUCUGCUACUUGGCAUUAGAGCGGGGGGAAAAUUUACAUGCUUUGAUUUUUAAAUCAGAAUUGGCCAAGUGUAACCCACAGGAUAAAUAUGGCCAGGGGUGCUCUAGAGACACCAGCAGCUGGUUUUGGUCUCUAAUAUGAGCAUACCUCUGUGGCAACUUCCCCAAUUAUAUUGAGACAGGUAAUUGUGUUCUCUGUAGGUUUUGCCUGUUUAUUAAAGAUGAUGGAAGUCCUUUCUGUUUGUUUGUGCUGUCGCCAUGUUCAGGCAUAUUGUAGUUAUAUCAGCUGUAAAGAGGCAUGUGUUACGAGGAGGUAUAUGUGUGCUAUACUUGGACCAAAACGGCUUAUAUCUUUGUGCUGAAUUUCUGGCAUCCUGUGUAAGAGUGUUGUCUUCUUAAAUUAAAACCUUUAAUUUCUUACCUUUCUUCCCUGGACAUUCCACCCUUAACCCACCAUAUCUUUAAAUAACUCCAUCCUAGCAGGUCAAAUGGGAAGAACAAAAAAAAGGAGAGUAAGACCAUGACUUUGCAGCCUUGCUGGCAGCCUUUCCAGAAGGCCAAAACCUCUCCAGCUGAGUUUGGAAGAAGGUUCAUGCCUGUGGCCUUAUCUCUUUAACUAAACCAGUGGGACUUUACUGGGAGUGGAUGAGAGAGGAGACACGAAUAC